UAGAGAGUCCGUGUCGCGUCCGUCGGUCUAAUCGGUCGCACAUCUUUUCGCGCGUCGUAAUUUUUGUAAUAUAAUUAAAUAUUUUAUUUUUCUAAUUGUUGUUGCAAAACUUUCUCAAAUAGUAUAACAAUCGUGUUUUAAAGUGUGAACACCCUAGCUGCUCCCCGAACGGCUUCAAGAUUGAUCCCUCCAAGAUGGUGUCGACCCGCGGGCAGAGGUAUAAAUUCUCCGACGGAGAAAAGGUUCUCUGUUAUGAGCCGGAUCCCACCAAGGCAAAGGUUUUGUACGACUCCAAGGUAAUAAAGGUUCUGGAAGUGUCGGAAGGUAAGGAUAAACGCGGGAAAAAGGUGAUUGAGUACCUGAUUCACUUCCAAGGCUGGAACUCUUCCUGGGACCGGAAGGUUGGUGAAGAUUUCAUACUUAAGGACACCGAAGAGAACCGACAGCUGCAGAAGGAUUUGGCGGAAAAGUCCCAGUUGCAUCAGGGAACUUAUCUGUACCGUAAAGAACGCAAAAAGCAGAGGGAUAAAUCGUUGACGGCUCGCAUAGAGAGCCUCACACAGCAAAUAGGGCCACAGAAUAAGCCGAUGCCGCCUGUUCAACCGCUAUCGGAGGAAGGCAGCUCCUGCAGUAACGGCGGAUUUGGACGUGAGGAAUCAGAUUUCGCUAUUGAACCUUCUCUGGAUCUGGACACCGAGUACUACAGUAGCUCUCCGGAAAGUACCCACGAAGAAGACAAAGUCUACCUCCAGGUGGGCGACAAGCUGAAGCGAAUCCUCGAGUACGACUACCGCAUGGUAGCCGAAGGCAGGCUGGUGGAGAUUCCCGCCCAACUUCCGAUCGUUACGAUCCUCGAGCACUUUGUUCGCCAUUACACCAUUCGGCAGCUGUUCGGCCAGGAACAGGCGAAACUCCUCAGGCGGCGAAACAGUUCCUUCCUCAAGGGUGACCAGAAGACGAAAGAUUACGAAACCAUUCGCACAAAUGUCGAACUGUGCAAGGAGGUGGCAGACGGCUUGCGGCUGUACUUUGAUUUCACCCUGAAGGACUACCUGCUGUAUCCUUUGGAGAGGCACCAGGCCGAAUUGGUUCUUUCGGAAGAAUAUCUCAUGAAUUUCACCUACGUGUCAUCCCCGUCGCUUUCCCUUGAUCUGCUGACGAUUCGUUUGGAAACGCCGGCGAACGAUUCCGGCAGCACGGAUCACGUGGCAGAUCCGACCGUCUACGGUAGUUCCUUUGCGGCGGCCCAGGAAGAGAAGAGACGCCGUCGGUUGAGGUCGCACAAAAACGAGGAAAACGAAUUCAUUCUGGACAUGGGAUUCCUAAAGUCGGAAUCGCAUUCGCCGGGCAACCCGCAUGCUCUGGCAUAUUCACUGCUGAAAAGUGUGUUUCCUGCGAAUGUGACGAUAUCCUAUCAAUCGAAGGAAAUUAUGGAGGACGUUUUCGGCUGGAAGAUCCUCCCCUCGGACGCCCCGGCCGAGCCGUCGAUGAUCUAUGGGGCUACCCAUCUGGCCCGGUUGAUCGUUAAACUACCGGAAUUCCUGUCCGCCUCGUCGAUGGCCGAUGAAAAGUUGAAGCUGUUGCUAAAAUUCCUGGACUGCUUCUCGGACUACAUGGAAGAGCACGAGGAAUGGUUCGGCAGCCAUGUGUACAGUGAGAAAAAGGCGAAUCUGCUGGACGACAGUGUGAGGUUGUCCUCGAUGGUCGGCGGUAUCCGGAUCAAGGAGGAAGAUUUGGAUUUGCAUGACGAUGGAAUGAUGGCCGGGCCGUUGCUUUCGGAUGUGAAGGUGGAGGCAACGUCGUUGUUGUAGUAAUACAGUUGGUCUGAAGUAAUAAUGAA
This is a messenger RNA of Aedes albopictus (Asian tiger mosquito), 1840 nucleotides long. RefSeq names its product male-specific lethal 3 homolog (gene msl-3). Gene Ontology annotation, biological process: chromatin organization; regulation of DNA-templated transcription. Bases 195 to 1811 code for a protein of 538 amino acids. The transcript has 4 exons. The record is from RefSeq and is a predicted model, not a curated record. Lineage: Eukaryota; Metazoa; Arthropoda; Insecta; Diptera; Culicidae. Gene Ontology annotation, cellular component: NuA4 histone acetyltransferase complex; nucleus; MSL complex.